AUGACCAUCUCAUCAUACAGUGUACCCGCCGUAGCGCGGGAAAUCUUCGACCAGCUGCUCGCUGACCCCCGCCUGGCGAUUCCCGAUGACGUCAAGGCGGCAGCCGCCGAUGUCUCCUUCGAAGGCUCCGACCUGCCGUUCCUAUGUGUACCGUUCAAGUUCGCAGAGGGUAUUGCUGCCGUGAAGGGCCUCGAGGCCGCAUUCGCGAUCGCAAUCGGACAGGAGCGCUUCGGCAAGUCGGCCAAAGCAGUCAUCAACACCGAUCACGCGGCGCUAUUCACGUUCUCCGGAUUCGAGGCCUCUGUGGACGGUUUGGCUCCAGCAGCCGCCGCCGCGAAGUACAUGCGCCCUUGCGACAUAUAUCACGCCCAGAAAAGCCGGUACAAGCGCCUCGCGACGAACAUCUACCGGACGAAAGACGGGCGCUACGUUCAGACGCACGGUAGCCUGAAUGCCCUGCCUACGCAGACGAUGCUGGGAGUCAAGCCCGACAGUGACCUGACGGAGUGGGAGGACAUCUGUCCGAUCUACGACGACGCAGUGGGCAAGCGCGACUCGGUGGAGCUCGACAAGGCGAUCAACGACGAGUACAAGCAAGCCGGCAGCGUGUGCUACACCUGGGACGAGUUCCAAACCCUCCCCCACGGGAAAGCGAUCAAGGACUGCCCAAUCUACGAGCUGCACCGCUCCGCGGGACCCAAGGUUGCCUGGCCCGAAGCGAAGGCCAACAAGGUCUUGAGCGGAAUCAAGGUGCUGGAGCUUACCCGCAUCAUCGCCGGACCAGCCAUCGGACGCGGACUCGCGCAACACGGCGCCAGCGUGCUCCGAAUCACGACGCCGACCCAGCCAGACUUCGAGUACCUCCACCUCGACAUGAGCCAGGGCAAGGCCUGCGCGGAGCUGGACCUGAAGACCGCAGAGGGCAAGGCCACCUUCGAGAAGCUGGUCAGGGAGGUCGACGUGCUCGUCGACGGAUACCGUCCCGGCGCCCUGGAGCGGCUCGGCUUCGGAGAGGAGUCGCUGCGCAAAUUGAACGAGGGACUCGUCCUCGUCCGCUUCGGAAGUUUGCGAGCGUGCAGGGCAUCGUCAAUAUCCUGA
Messenger RNA from Trichosporon asahii var. asahii CBS 2479, 1098 nucleotides. RefSeq names its product caib baif family enzyme. NCBI's taxonomy places the organism in Eukaryota, Fungi, Basidiomycota, Tremellomycetes, Trichosporonales, Trichosporonaceae. Gene Ontology annotation, molecular function: catalytic activity. The transcript has a single exon. The record is from RefSeq and is a predicted model, not a curated record. The coding region runs from base 1 to 1098 and encodes 365 amino acids.